AUGCUCAACAACAGCAUGGCUUGCGUCAUGGUGACUACCAGCGCUACCGAGGCUUUUGUUCUAGAAGAAUCAGACGCCUACGGAGACAGACGUCACUACCGUAGGCGUGACGUUACCACCACUCAUCUUACGGUGCCAAGUGCAGAGAACCGACUUCUGUGCGUGCCGUUAUUGCAAGCUGAACGAGCUUGGGCGCACGCCAUGCAGCUACGGCAAGAGGCAAACACCGAGCCGCGCAAGAAGUUCCAUCUAGUUUCACGCUUGAAGAAGGCGUGUUCUCAUGCUCAAACGUUGCUGCAGCUUUGUGAGCAAAGUGGGGUAUGCGACGCUCGCACGCAGCUCGAGGCUGGGCAAUACGCAGCGUGGUUAGGCGACGUGCUACUAGUAGAAUUGCAGCAGUGGCGCGCCGCUGCCAACAGUCUGCAUCGCGCGCAGCUCAUGCUCGACAAACUGUGCUUCAGAGACAGUCUAGUAUGCGACGUGCUGAUAGUAGAAUUGCUGCAGUGGCGCGCUGCUGGUGCUCGACAAACUCUCGAAGCGGGGGCAUACGCGGCGUGGUUGGGCGGCGUGCUGCUUGUAGAGUUGCAGCAGUGGCGCGCCGCUGCCGACAGUCUGCAGCGCGCGCAUCUCGUGCUCGACAAACUGUGCGCCGCGCUGCCUGAGGACGAGCGACAGGUGUACAGGCAGAAGUCUGAAGAACUGAAGCCAAGUCUACGCUAUUGCGCUUACAACAUCGGUGACGAGUCGGCGGCCGGCGACCUGGUCGCUAUGCGUGGCCAAGGUCUCAUCGAAAAUCUAGAUUCACUUAUGGCCCAAGCAAAGGAGUCGCGUUCGGGCGUGAUGCAUGAAGUGGAGUGGCGCGGUCGCCGCGUCACCGUCCGUCCAGAGAAAGUGCGUCUUUUCCUUAUAGCGCUCCAGGACUUCGACAAGUCCGUCGCCAACGCUCACACCGUGGAGGCCAAGAUCGACAUCCUCGAAAAUAUACUUAUGGACUGCAAAGACGCCAUAUCUGCCAUAAAAGACGAGAUCAAGAAUGAUCCCAAAUUCAAGUCUGCCACCACCCAAGAGACUCAGCUUUCUGGCAUUAACUACUUGCUGUCCUACUUGAUGUAUCUACGUCUGCAGCGUACAAUCGAAAGAAACAACUUGUUAGUGCAACAAGCUGAGGAGGCCCGCAAAAACAACACCUCGAUCGACGGAAAAAAAGUGCGGCCACAUGAUUUGACCAGACUCUACGAGAUAAUCUUACAGAACUUCACUGAACUCCAGCAGUUGCCCGGCUUUGAAAACGACUCUGAUUACCAGCAAGAGAUAGAGACACAGACGAAAGCAUAUCGCGCAUUCAGAUGCUUCUACAUAGCUCAAGUGUUGACGGGACUCAGGCGCUUCAGGGAGGCUUUAGCUAUGCUCGAAAGAAGCAACAACUAUACCAACGAGUCCCUAAACAGCAAGCUAAACGACCAGCAACUCUCUGACAAGCUAACAGUGUUGAAGAAAGACAUCGAGAGCUGCAAGUUCGAAGUGCACGCCGACUCUGUGCUAGAAGAUGACGAAGAACAAGACGAGGAAAAUAAAUAUACGUCGAGUGGAAAACCUUAUAAGGACAAGAAGCCACUCGUCGACAGGCUGGACGAAUAUCGGGAAGACACUCAGGCGCUUACGAAAAAUCCUAACAUAUACAAAAUGCCACCAGCGAUGGAAGCUAUACCGUGCAAACCGUUGUUCUUUGAUUUGGCUUGCAACUUUGUUGAGUUCCCGAAUCUGGAUGAUAAGACAGGUGCCGCCGAUAGCAAGAAGCAAGGCGCUGGUCUUACUGGCUUAGUGAAAGGCUUUUUGGGCUGGGGCAAGGGUGAUAAAUAA
Messenger RNA from Chilo suppressalis (striped riceborer), 1860 nucleotides. Lineage: Eukaryota; Metazoa; Arthropoda; Insecta; Lepidoptera; Crambidae. The record is from the annotation of a GenBank genome assembly.